Serendipita indica DSM 11827 is the source of this 3147-nucleotide messenger RNA. The record is from the annotation of a GenBank genome assembly. NCBI's taxonomy places the organism in Eukaryota, Fungi, Basidiomycota, Agaricomycetes, Sebacinales, Serendipitaceae.
AUGAAUGUUCCGAAUGGGUAUCCACACCCAUCCCAGACACCUCUCAGCGCUUCAAAUCCGCAUUCUCUGAGCCAACAACGACCAAACGCGCACGGCUUGGCCACCAUGGGUCCAGCAAACCCUCUUGCAGGCCACUCUCAGCUAUCCCCGCGCAUACCAGCCAUUCUUGGCAUGUCCCUUCCACUUUCCAACACUCAACAACAACAGCAGGAAGCCCUUCUAAACCCCGCUACUGUCUCCGGUCCCUCCCAAGCUGCCCCACCUGCGCCAGCUGCUCCCGCUGCGCCCGAGAUACCUGUAAAGCGAGGUCCUGGACGACCCAAGGGCUCGACUAAUAAGAACAAACCGCCCGCGCUCAAUCCGGACGGGACUCCGAUCCCUAAGCGUCCAGUUGGUCGUCCACGCAAGAUUGUCGACCCCAAUGCGCCCGUAAAACCAAAGAAUCCAGUCGGGAGACCACGGAAACACCCACUUCCGGCCGCACAGGGCGCUGCUGCUGUGCCUACGGCUCAACAACCGUCUGCGCCCGCUCAAACGAUGCCAAAUGGCCACUCUUCGACGGCGAAUACAAGUUCAUUGGAUGCACCGUUUCAACCCCCAUCAUCUCAACACACUCAACUCGCUGCGCCUGCGCCUGUAGGUGCCCACAACACACUAGCCCCAUCGCCCACUAUCGCCCCUUCGCCGACAAUAUCCGGUGGGACGUGGUCAGCAAAUGAUCCGUCUGCUCUCGUCUACGGCUCGACAAAUGGCCAACAGACUAGAUCGAGACAACCAGGAUUGCUUGGCCAUAGUCAUGCGGGAACAAGUACCGCCUCUUCUGCGGGUACAAAUGCCGGCGGCAUGUUUCAUUCGCCACAUGUCCCGUCGUUUGAUAUCGAACACGUCCCUUCAUCGUCGAAUUACAUCGACUCGCCACUCUCCGAACACCCACAACUCCAACGCCGAACUUCCUCCUCGACUCGCGGCGUUGAUAGCCCAGCUCUGCGCGCACCUCCUCAUCAACGACCCAACUCGACGACAUUGUCCGUCACACCGCGUCCCUCUACAGGCCCCGGAAGGAGUGGAAUGAGUCUGGAGCAUGCGGAGAAUGCCACUUGGGCCGCGAUACAACAACUCGGCUACGCAAACCCACGUGUCGUAUUCUCGCCUAGCAAAUCGCGACGCUCAGACCUAUCGGCGCUCAAACGGAUCGUACCUUCCGACGUUUUGGGAGCUUACAACGAUCACUUGCGCGAGUUGCGCCGCGAGACGCCAGCGCGGUGUCCGGAUACCUAUACGAUCUUAAAUUCAUUUUGGUUACCGGGAAUUUCGCCGUAUUUCAGACUGACGACCAGUCGGCUCAGUUACUCAUCUGCGCUGUCGAAUCAUCGGUUCUUCUUCUGGGAUCCGAUGUACUUGCUCGUAGGAGGGAUACAUUGUCCUAAUUGCGAUACUCAGCUCAACCGCGAUGGGUUCCAUGGGCCUUGUCCCGUGUUGAACAUCGGAGACCCGUUUUACCUGAUUGGCCAGACAUACAAAUGCGAGGCGUGUGCCAAGAAGACGGAUAAUUCUACCGCAACGUCUUCCAACAACACUGCAAAUCCAAACACGGGUGUCUACCUCUCGUGGGACGAGAGCAUUCUCAGGUCGUUGCCUGACGCGCUGGCCAAGGAAUUUCCAGCGCAUAUCAAGCCAUGGGGUGCGAUUGGAAACGAUCUAUUUGAUUUGAUUCGGUCGUCUGUAAAGGCAGGAAUAGAGCCCAUGCAGAUUGCAGAGGUCAUCAAGACCGUUUGCAAGCCUGGCGCGGCGAAUAUCGCCAUUACGGAUCUGGGAGUAGGCGGGCAUGGUCAUGCAAACUCUAUGGGAGUCGGUGGUAUGGAUGACAAUCAGCUCGUUUCACCCAUUACUACUCCGUCUUCACCAGAGCUACCCGAAAAACAGCGGAUAUACUACCGAGCAUGGCAUCGAAACGGGUUAAUGCCAGAUUCGCUUGCGCCGCCUGACAGUUCUCCGCCCUUGCCUUCCUCAUCGCGCAUGGGACGCGAUAGCAUCAACGGUAUCUACGAAGACGAACUGCAGUUGGAUGGGACGGAGACACCGAGGGGAAGGAAAGCAGGCGAUACGACGGCUUCUAGCAAGCACAAAUCAAAGGAAGCUACUUCACAAUCGCAACAUGCAAGCUCUUCACAAGCCCCAGGGCAUCCGCCAUCUGCACAGGUCCAGCAUCCUUCAUCGGGCCAAGGACAACAAGGACAGCAUCCAACGUUGCCAGUACCUGCGGCCGCCGUCGGUACGAUGCAGCCACCGAUGUAUUUCGUCCAACCCGGUAUGCAGGCUUAUUAUCCUCCACCUGUACCACCAUCCAACGCAUCCGGUCCUCCAUCUCACACUUCCGGUCCGCAUUCAGCAAACGCAAGCAGCGGGGUCCAUUCGAGCUCUGCAAAUGGACCACAUCCCGGGAGUGGAUCCCACAGUUCUGGGCCUGGUACACACGGAAGUGGCCUGAGGAGUGUUCCACUCCCCGGCGUGCCUUUUUUCCCGCCUCCACCAUCAACGAUUGGGGCCUCGUCGUCGUCCAAUGUCGGCGUGAUCAAUGCUCUGCAUGGGCAUCCACCUCCUUCCCAUUCUGCAUCGUCGAGUACACAUCCUCCACCGCCGUCGAGUACGUCGUCGACCCCGGCGCCAAAGCAACCGAACUCGAUCAUGAGUACGCCGACAGGUGGUGCUGGUGCGGCGAGCACAAGAAUGGCCAGAGGAGCUGGAGGACGUGCAGCUGUAAACGGUGCUCCUACUGGCCGUGGAGGUGCCGCGAGUGCAAGUGCCGCCGGAGGGGCGAUACAUGAAUCUCUUCGUGGAACACCGCACGACGUACUUCGUGGCCCAGCUCAUGACUCGUUACGUGGAGCGCCACACGAUUCUCUGCGUGUUGGAGGAGGCGCACCGCAUGAGUCGCUCCGACGGCCCAAUCCGUACUUGGAUACGGACGAGCCGACGCCCAAGAAGCGACGGGCCGUGGUGGGGGCUCAAAUUGUCCGAAUCCGUGCCGGGAUUGUCAUCGGAUGGAAUGUAAAGGGCGAAGUUCGACUAAGCCUGGACGCAUGUGCGAUACAAUGCUUGGGGGCGGAGGCGGAUGAUCCUGCUUGGCUCAGCAGCCGGCAGGCGUAG